AUGUAUAGAAAUAAAAUACCAAAUUUUGAUAUUGAAAAAUUUUGGUUGAACAAAACAAUUCCAUCAAGAAUUGCAAUUGCAUUAUCUGGUGGUGGAUAUAGAUCGAUGUUGAUUGGAGCAGGAAUAAUUUCAGCAUUUGAUGAACGUGAGAUACAAAAAUUAAAUCAUUUAAGUGGAAUUUUACAAGCUACAAGUUAUUUUGCGGGUAUUAGUGGUGGAGCUUGGUUAGUUAUGUCACAAUUUGUAAAUGAUUGGCAACCUAUUAGCACAAUUUUAAAGGAAUGGAAUUUGAAACAAAGUUUAUUAGAAGGGACAUAUGAUGUUGAUAAAGAACAACUCAAGAAAAAGAUUAGCAAAAGAAAUAUAUUUCAAUUACCUAAUGAAUCUUUAAGCUGGUUUCAAAGAAUGUUUGAUUCAUCUGAAGGCACAUUUUUGGAGUGUAUUCGAUUUUACAAAGAAUUAUUAAUUGAAGUUAGAGACAAAAGGAAAGCUGGAUUUCAUAUAAGUCUAACUGAUUAUUGGGGUAGAGCAUUAGUUAGAAAAUUAUUUACAACAUCAGCAAGAACUCCAGGUACAACCGUUACAGCUGCUACUAAACAGCUAAAAACUUUUCAGCAAUUUGAUCAACCAUUUCCAAUUAUUGGUACAAUUGCUAAAAACCCAAUAGAUAAUGAAACAGAUCCAAUGAAGAAAUUUUCAAGUUUAGAUAGUCAAGUAUUUGAAUUUAAUGCAUUUGAAUUUGGUUCUUGGGAUAACAAUGCAUUUGUUGAUUUAGAGUUCUUGGGACUGAAAUUAGAAAAUGGAAUUUCAAAAGUAAUAGUAAAUGGUUCAAAUUUAUGUAUAUCUGGAUUUGACAAUGUCGGUUUUUUAACAGCUACAUCAUCAUCAUUAUUUAAUCACAUUUUUAAAUUUGUGUUCAACUAUAUUGAGAAAAAUCAACUGGAAACAAUAUUAUUAUUAGAAAACAUUUUAAAAUUAUUUGGAUUUAGUCAAGAAUGGAAAUUUUUCAAUACUCCACAACAACAUCCCGAUCAUGCAUUAUAUUCACCAAAUCCAUUUUGGAAAUUUGGUUCAUCUCAUAUUGCAAAUAUUUCAGAUUUAUACUUGGUAGAUGGAGGAGAUGAUGGACAAAAUUUACCAUUCCAACCAUUAAUUGGUAAAGCUAGACAAAUUGAUUUAAUUUUGGCGUAUGAUGUGAGUGGUGAAUUUUUCAAUUAUCCAAAUGGAUCAGUUUUGCAACAUACUCACAAAAGGUUUUAUAAUAAUGCAACUACCAUGUUUCAGAUUCCGAUUUUUAAAACUCCAAAUGGUUCAUUUAAAUCAAUAUUCCCAAAAAUACCUACACCAGAAGAAAUUAUGGAUCAAAAAUAUAAUGAAAAGCCCAUUUUCUUAGGUUGUGAUGUUGAAGAAGAUUUUGAUGAUUUUGAAGCCCCCGGUAAAACUAAAUUGUUUGAUUAUUUCCCACCAAUAAUAAUGUAUCAAUCAAAUUCAAAUUACAUACAUAAUACUAAUUAUUCUACAUUCAAAUUAAGUUAUAAUGAUACUGAAGUCAAACAUAUCUUGGAUAAUGGAUUUGAAAUUGCAACUUUUUAUAACUCUUCCAUAUUUGCUACUUGUUUAAAUUGCUUCAUACUAAAAAGAGAAUUUGAUAGAUCAACCACACGCAAAGUACCUAAAUUUUGUCAAACUUGUUAUCAAACGUAUUGUUGGAAAAAAACAUGA
Messenger RNA from Lodderomyces jiufengensis, 1722 nucleotides. It is a transcript of the gene SPO1, whose product is annotated as putative carboxylic ester hydrolase. The transcript has a single exon. Lineage: Eukaryota; Fungi; Ascomycota; Pichiomycetes; Serinales; Debaryomycetaceae. Gene Ontology annotation, molecular function: A2-type glycerophospholipase activity. Gene Ontology annotation, cellular component: extracellular region; intracellular membrane-bounded organelle; plasma membrane. The record is from RefSeq and is a predicted model, not a curated record. Gene Ontology annotation, biological process: glycerophospholipid catabolic process. The coding region runs from base 1 to 1722 and encodes 573 amino acids.